Messenger RNA from Fusarium vanettenii 77-13-4, 546 nucleotides. RefSeq lists its product as uncharacterized. The coding region runs from base 1 to 546 and encodes 181 amino acids. NCBI's taxonomy places the organism in Eukaryota, Fungi, Ascomycota, Sordariomycetes, Hypocreales, Nectriaceae. The record is from RefSeq and is a predicted model, not a curated record. The transcript has 6 exons.
AUGAAGAAGGACAAGAAUAACUGUGGAGCAUGCCGCAAUGUGUGCAAAAAGUAUCAGUCUUGUGAUCAGGGCUCUUGCGUCUGCUCAGCCGGAUUGACCACGUGUGGCGACGCGUGCAAGAAUCUUUUAACAGACAAGAAGAACUACGGCUCAUGUGGAAACAUAUGUUCAGGCGGGUCGAUCUGUUCCGCAGGUAGCUGCGUCUGCCCCAACGGCAAAACCUUGUGCAGUGACGGGUGCUACAACCUCAAUACCGACUCAAGUAGCUGCGGAGUCUGCAAACUCCAGGCGGAACCUCUUGUGUUGGAGGCGCCUGUGUCUGCCCUGGUGGCACUGAAAACAAACUCUGCGGUGGCCAAUGCACCAACGUCAAUACUGAUUCUUGGAACUGUGGGAGAUGUUUCAACUACAAUAACAAUUGGAAUUGUGGGAGUUGUGGCAAAGCGUGUACAGGAGGGGCCACUUGUGUUGGAAGCAGCUGCCAGUGUCCUGCCAACCAAAAGCUCUGCGGUUCUUCGUGCAUGCCUGUUGAUCGCGACCCGUUGA